Messenger RNA from Melanotaenia boesemani (Boeseman's rainbowfish), 1856 nucleotides. RefSeq lists its product as uncharacterized. Gene Ontology annotation, biological process: DNA integration. The coding region runs from base 59 to 1423 and encodes 454 amino acids. The transcript has 7 exons. Gene Ontology annotation, molecular function: nucleic acid binding. Lineage: Eukaryota; Metazoa; Chordata; Actinopteri; Atheriniformes; Melanotaeniidae. The record is from RefSeq and is a predicted model, not a curated record.
CUGUCAGGUCAUGAAUCAACUGGGUUCAGAGGUCAGGACGGCUGUGUAAGCGGACAAUAUGGAUUACUUUAGAGAACUGAGAGACAAUAUGCUGUCCUUUGCUGACGAUAUUGAGGAGCGUGCUUUGUCAUCAGAUUGUGUUUUGGCCGCGAUUGAGAACUUUGUCGAGACACUGGGCCGUAUAAGUGCACUUCAAGACAUUGACAUCGAUGAAGAACUAAUAGAUAGAUUAAGAGAAAUUGAGCACCGAGUAAGUGUACAAGAAGUCCAAACACCAAGCGCGGGAGCGGGGCGCCCGCCUUUGGAUAUACCAAUUUCUGUGCUCACUACAUUUGCGAUGGCCGGUUUGUCAACCCAUGAAAUUGCUCAUCGGUUUGGUGUGUCAUCCAGCACAAUACAGAGGAGACUGUCUGAAGAGGGGUUACGGAGGUCAGACUUAUACUCUCCAAUUACAAAUGAUGAUUUGGAUGCUUUGGUGAUGGGCAUCCAGCGUGCUCAUCCAAACGCUGGCUACAAAAUCAUGCUAGGACAUGUCCGAUCCAGGGGCAUACACAUUCAAAGGCAUCGAUUAAGGGCAUCAAUGCGGCGAGUUGAUCCAGAAGCGAUCUUGAUGCGACGAUUAACCAUCCAGACUGCAAGGCGGCGUCAGUACAAUGUUCCUGCUCCCAACAGUCUGUGGCAUAUAGAUGGGAAUCACAAGCUAAUAAGAUGGAGGAUAGUUGUCCAUGGUGGAGUGGAUGGAUUCUCCAGGCUAAUAGUUUACCUUGGUGGUGCCACAAACAAUAGAGCUUCGACUGUUCUUGACAGCUUCUUAUCUGCCGUUAGCCAAUAUGGUGUUCCAUCUCGAGUUAGAUCUGACAAGGGGGGUGAAAAUGUGAUGGUAGCUCAAUUCAUGGUCCAAACUCAUGGGGAGAACAGGAAUUCUCAUAUAACUGGAAGGAGUGUUCAUAACCAGAGAAUCGAGCGCCUUUGGAGAGAUGUGUAUGAGAAUGUCCUUGAUCUCUACUACAACAUCUUUAUCCAGAUGGAAGCUGAUGGAGUUCUAAAUCCAGAUGAUGAGAUUGACCUGUAUGCCCUACACAGAUGCUUCAUGUCACAUAUUCAGCACAGCCUUCAGUGUUUUAAGCAGGCAUGGAACCAUCAUGGACUAAGAACAGCAAGCCACCGCACACCUAUGCAGUUGUGGUUAUUAAAUGACAAGGAGGGACAAGAUUCCUCAGAGGUUGAUGAGGAUUAUGGUGUUGACUGGGAAGGACCACAUAUUCCCUGCACUUCCAGUGUCAGUGUUCCUGACGUCCAACUCCAGCGCCCAUUGAGUCCCCAAGACCUUGCAGCCCUGCCCCACCCUGGCGUUCCUUUGAGUCAAGUGCUGGGAGUUUAUAUGGAGACGGUUCAGAGCCUCAGAGCUUUGAGUCAAGCAUAAUGUAUUCUGACAAAACAGGAAGAGCAACUUUAGUUCUUUUGCAGAAGCUUUUUUUUUUUGGCAUGUGCCUGACAGUUCAUUCACAUUUUUAAAAUUGUCACUGUCAAUUUUAAGUUCUUUUUAUUUAUACUGGCAUAUUGGUAGUAAGAGGGCUAUUUCCAUUGUCACUGUGAAGAUUAUUUUUCUUCUAGAACAUUUGGAUAUAUGGCUAAAAUCCUGUAAAUUAUCAUCAGUUAUCAGUGUUGCAUUUCUCAUGGUUGAUCUCAUGACCUCUUCAUUUAAAAACAUGUACCCACCCAUUAUAGAUCAUUUCAAUUAAAUGAAAUUGCUUUUAAAGUUGUACUUUGUUUUUAUUAAUACAAACAUCUGUGGUUAAAUCUUAUCGAUGUACAUAACAAAAGUUUUAAUUUACAUCUCUGAUAUGUACAUAACA